This is a messenger RNA of Clupea harengus (Atlantic herring), 4012 nucleotides long. RefSeq names its product structural maintenance of chromosomes 2 (gene smc2). Gene Ontology annotation, molecular function: protein binding; ATP hydrolysis activity; ATP binding. Gene Ontology annotation, biological process: chromosome organization. Lineage: Eukaryota; Metazoa; Chordata; Actinopteri; Clupeiformes; Clupeidae. Gene Ontology annotation, cellular component: chromosome. The record is from RefSeq and is a predicted model, not a curated record.
UUAGCGUAGUGGCUUGUUUACGUGGUUCGUACAAAAGUGUGAUUAGAGUAUUGUCUUUCGAUAAUAUAUAUUUUUUCAGGAUUCAGACGAAAGGUUUAACUUGUGUUUGGUGAGUUAUAAGGAAUCGAAAGCGCAUCAAGAAAGCUAGCGUCAAAAUGCACAUAAAAUCCAUUAUUUUAGAGGGUUUCAAGUCCUACGCAGAGAGGACAGAAAUCAACGGAUUUGAUCCACUUUUUAAUGCAAUCACUGGAUUGAACGGCAGUGGGAAAUCUAACAUUUUGGACUCCAUAUGCUUUCUCCUUGGAAUAUCCAAUUUAUCUCAGGUGAGAGCGACCAACCUUCAAGAUCUGGUAUACAAGAAUGGACUGGCUGGCAUCACGAAAGCCACUGUUUCAAUCACGUUUGACAACUCCGACAAAAAGCAGAGUCCUCUUGGAUUCGAGACGCAUGAUGAAAUCACCAUAACCAGACAGGUGGUAAUCGGGGGAAGGAACAAAUAUCUCAUCAAUGGGGUGAACGCCAACAAUACUCGAGUUCAGGAUAUGUUUUGCUCCGUCGGCCUCAACGUGAACAACCCACAUUUUCUCAUCAUGCAGGGGAGGAUCACUAAGGUGCUGAACAUGAAGCCACCUGAGAUUCUUGCCAUGAUUGAGGAGGCGGCUGGCACGCGGAUGUACGAAUGCAAGAAGAUCAGUGCACAGAAGACCAUCGAGAAGAAAGAGGCCAAGCUGAAGGAGAUCCAGACGAUCUUGGAUGAGGAGAUUACCCCAGCAAUGCAGAAACUGAAGGAGGAAAGAUCCUCAUACCUCGAGUACCAGAAACUGAUGCGUGAGAUCGAGCACCUGAGCAGGCUGUAUGUGGCCUACCAGUUUGUGUGCGCCGAGGAGAGCAAGCUCAAGUCGGCGGAGGACCUGCAGGGGAUGCAGGGGGCCAUCGGGGAACUGAAGGAGAGCAUGCUGGAGAACGAGAGCAAAGUCAAGGCACUCUCCGUGGAGAUCCAAGAGCUGGAGAGGAGUCGAGAUAAGGAGCUGGGUGGCAUCCUGAAAUCUCUGGAGGACAGCCUGGCCGAGGUGCAGAGGGUAGACGCCAAGGCCCAGAGUUCGCUCGACGUGAAGAAGCAGAACCUCAAGGACGAGACCAAGAAGCGGAAGGAUCUGGUGAAGAACAUGGAAGAGGACAAAAAGGUGCUUGCCUCCAAGGAGGCGGAGGUCUCCAAGGCGACGGGGGUUCGGGCGGUGCAGGAGGAGGGUCAGAAGGACGCCGAGGCCCUGGAGGCGGCCCAGCAGCACUUCCGCGCCGUCUCAGCCGGCCUCUCCACCAGCGAGGACCGGGCAGGAGCCACCGCUGGCCAGGGGCAGAUGAUGGCCUGCAAGAACGACAUCAGCUAAAUGCGAGACAGCCGAGGCCCAAACAGGUGUGCCCAAAUGCGACUGAAGCACGCGCAGCAGGAGCUGAAGACCAAGCAGGCCCAGGUGAAGAAGAUGGACAGCGGGUACAAGAACGACCAGGACGCGUUUGAGGCGGUUAAGAAAUGCAAGGACAAGCUUGAAGCUGAAAUGAAAAAGCUCAACUAUGAAGACGGCAAAGAGGAGGGUUUGAUUGAAAAGAAGAGGCAGCUGUCAAAAGAAGUCAUCCGCCUGAGGGAGACCUACGAGACUCUGAUGGGCCAGUUCCCAAACCUCCGCUUUGAGUAUACGGACCCUGAGAGGAGUUGGGACAGGAAGAAGGUGAAGGGUCUGGUGGCCAGCCUGUUCUCUGUCAAAGACGUGUCCACUGCCACGGCCCUGGAGGUGGUGGCUGGAGGCCGGCUUUACAAUGUGGUCGUGGACAAUGAGGUCACUGGCAAGAAACUUCUGGAAAAGGGUGAACUGAAGCGCCGCUACACAAUUAUUCCCCUCAACAAGAUAGCAGCCAGGACUCUGAACGACAACGUUGUGAGAAAUGCAAAGGACCUGGUGGGCCCAGAUAAUGUUCACACAGCGCUGUCCCUCGUGGGCUACGAGUCUGAGCUGAAGAAGGCCAUGGAGUACGUGUUCGGCACCACGCUGGUCUGUGACACUCUGGACAACGCCAAGAGGGUGGCCUUUGAUAAGCGCGUCAGCACCAAGACCGUGACCCUCGGAGGCGACGUGUUCGACCCACAGGGAACACUGACCGGAGGCGCGCGGGCCCAGACGGCCUCAGUGCUCUCCAAACUGGCGGACGUGAAGGACGUCCAGGACAAACUGACCGCUAAAGAGGCCGAGCUGAGCAGUUUGGAGAAGGAGAUGGGUGGCCUCAGGACCACUGCAGAGAAGUACCGUCACCUGAAGCAGCAGCUGGACCUGAAGAGCGAGGAGGCGCAGAUCCUGGAGACCAAACUUCAGCAAAGCUCCUUCCACCAGCAGCAGGAGGAGCUGGACGCUCUCCAGAAGACCAUCGAGGAGAGCGAGGCCACCCUGCAGAAGACAAAGGAGAUCCAGAAGAAGGCCGAGGAGAAAUACAAGGUGCUGGAAAACAAGAUGAAGAACAAGGAGGCGACGAGGGAGAAGGAGCUGAAGGCCGCCCAGAAGAUGCUGAACGAGGCCAAGGGCAAAGCGGACGCCUACAACAAGAAGCUGAAAGAGCGGCAGCAGGAGGUGGACACCGUGUCCCUUGAGCUGGAGGACCUGAAGCGGGAGCAGGCUGGCUACCAGCAGCAGAUUGAGGCAGUGGAUGAGGCCCUGAAGGCCGUGCAGGAGCAGAUCGAGGCCAUGUCCGUGACCGUCGCAGCCAAUAAGGCGGCGGUGAAGGAGGCGCAGGAGGAGCUGACCCGGCAGAAGGAGGUGAUCCUGGGUCAGGAGCGGGAGAUCAAGGGCAAGACGGGCGAGGCCAACCGCCUGCGGGAGCACAACAACGAGGCGCAGCUCAAGAUCAAGGAGCUGGAGCACAACAUCAGCAAACACAAGAAGGACAGCUCCGAUGCAGAGGCCAGGGUGGCCCGGAUGCUGGCGGAGCACGAGUGGAUCACCUCCGAGAGGCACCUGUUCGGCCAGCCCAACUCCGCCUACGACUUCAAGUCCAACAGUCCCAAGGAGGCGGGGCAGCGCCUGAAGAAGCUGGAGGAGACCAAGGAGAAGCUGGAGAGGAACGUCAACCGGCGCGCCAUGAACAUGCUGAGCGAAGCCGAGGAGAGGUACAACGACCUUAAGAAAAAGAAGAGAAUUGUGGAGAAUGACAAGGCCAAGAUCCUUGAGACCAUUAAGGAGCUGGAUGAGAAGAAGAACGAGGCUCUGAAUGUGGCCUGGCAAAAGGUGAAUAAGGACUUCGGCUCCAUCUUCGGCACCCUGCUGCCCGGUUCCGACGCCCGGCUCGCCCCGCCCGAGGGCCGCGGGGUUCUGGACGGCCUGGAGUUCAAGGUGGCUUUGGGCAACACCUGGAAGGAAAACCUGACAGAGCUCAGCGGAGGACAGAGGUCUCUGGUGGCCCUGUCUCUCAUCCUGGCCAUGCUGCUGUUCAAGCCCGCCCCCAUCUACAUCCUGGACGAGGUGGACGCCGCCCUGGACCUGUCGCACACACAGAACAUCGGCCAGAUGCUCCGCACACACUUCACACACUCGCAGUUCAUUGUGGUCUCGCUGAAGGAUGGCAUGUUCACCAAUGCCAACGUGCUCUACAAGACCAAGUUUGUGGACGGCGUGUCGGCAGUGUCACGCACAACCCAGGUCCAGGAGGGCAAAGGUCACGGUCAGAAAGCCCAGGACAAGGCCAAACUCAAGGAGAAGAGGCAGCGCAACCAUUAACUAACGUUUAACUAACGUUUCUCCACUCUAUGUUUGUGUCAUGUCUCUUUUUUUACGUGUUGUAUUUGUUUCGUUUCCAUUUCUGUGUUUCUUUAGCUCUGAAACUUUGGAUGUUAUUCAGAGUACUGUUCAACAGUUUCCAUGCUAAAUUAUGUCUUGACCAUCUUUUUUUGGUAACGCACAUAUGCGAUUUUAUAACAUUUGUAUUUCAUGCAUCCACUCAAUUUAAAUAAAGUUAUACAAAAACAUGA